This is a messenger RNA of Nannospalax galili (Upper Galilee mountains blind mole rat), 2876 nucleotides long. RefSeq names its product polypyrimidine tract binding protein 1 (gene Ptbp1). NCBI's taxonomy places the organism in Eukaryota, Metazoa, Chordata, Mammalia, Rodentia, Spalacidae. Gene Ontology annotation, molecular function: mRNA binding. The record is from RefSeq and is a predicted model, not a curated record. The transcript has 14 exons. Bases 283 to 1953 code for a protein of 556 amino acids. Gene Ontology annotation, biological process: regulation of cell differentiation; mRNA processing; regulation of RNA splicing. Gene Ontology annotation, cellular component: nucleus.
UUUCCGUCUUCCGCCCUGAUGGACAGCCAUUGGGCCCAAUAGCCGCUUGCUAUCCGCUUAGGCUCCGAACUCAGAGUAGCGUCCAGGCCACUGGGAGGCGCAGGUUGGGAAGGACAGAGUUGGCCCCGCCUCCAGGCCGCAGCAGGAGCCAAUGGGCAGUGCUCGCGGGGGACGUGUGCGGGCGUCUCCGCCAUCUUGUGAGUCUAUAACUCGCAGCCGUUGGGUUGGUUCCUGCUAUUCCUGCGCCUCCACUCCGUCCCCCUCGGGUCUGCUCGGUGUGCCAUGGACGGCAUCGUCCCAGACAUAGCAGUUGGUACAAAGCGGGGAUCUGACGAACUCUUCUCCACGUGCGUUAGCAACGGCCCCUUCAUCAUGAGUGGCAGCACGGCCUCAGCAGCCAAUGGAAAUGACAGCAAGAAGUUCAAAGGGGACAGCAGGAGUGCGGGUGUCCCCUCCAGAGUCAUCCACGUGCGCAAGCUGCCUAGCGAUGUGACGGAGGGCGAGGUCAUCUCCCUGGGGCUGCCUUUUGGGAAGGUGACUAACCUGCUCAUGCUGAAGGGCAAGAACCAGGCCUUCAUCGAGAUGGGCACAGAGGAGGCGGCCAACACCAUGGUCAGCUACUACGCUUCAGUGGCUCCUGUGCUGCGCGGCCAGCCCAUCUACAUCCAGUUCUCCAACCACAAGGAGCUCAAGACCGACAGCUCCCCGAACCAGGCGCGUGCCCAGGCGGCUCUGCAGGCCGUGAACUCAGUACAGUCGGGAAAUCUGGCCUUGGCUGCCUCCGCCGCGGCUGUGGAUGCUGGGAUGGCAAUGGCGGGCCAGAGCCCUGUGCUCAGGAUCAUUGUGGAGAACCUCUUCUACCCUGUGACCCUGGAUGUGCUGCACCAGAUCUUCUCCAAGUUUGGCACUGUGCUCAAGAUCAUCACCUUUACCAAGAAUAACCAGUUCCAGGCAUUGCUGCAGUACGCCGACCCUGUGAGCGCCCAGCAUGCCAAGCUGUCUCUGGAUGGGCAGAACAUCUAUAAUGCCUGCUGCACCCUGCGCAUUGACUUCUCGAAGCUCACCAGCCUCAAUGUCAAGUACAACAAUGAUAAGAGCCGUGAUUACACACGCCCGGACCUGCCCUCUGGGGACAGCCAGCCCUCAUUGGACCAGACCAUGGCCGCAGCCUUUGGUGCGCCCGGCAUAAUGUCAGCCUCUCCGUAUGCAGGAGCCGGCUUCCCUCCCACCUUUGCCAUCCCUCAGGCCGCAGGCCUUUCUGUCCCUAACGUCCAUGGAGCACUGGCCCCCCUGGCCAUACCAUCCGCAGCAGCAGCUGCUGCAGCAGGCCGCAUUGCCAUCCCAGGCCUGGCAGGAGCCGGGAACUCUGUCCUGUUGGUCAGCAACCUGAACCCCGAGAGAGUCACACCCCAAAGCCUCUUUAUUCUCUUCGGUGUCUAUGGUGAUGUGCAGCGGGUGAAGAUCCUGUUCAACAAGAAAGAGAAUGCACUAGUGCAGAUGGCAGAUGGCAGCCAGGCGCAGCUGGCCAUGAGCCACCUGAAUGGCCACAAACUACAUGGGAAGCCGGUGCGCAUCACGCUGUCCAAGCACCAGAGUGUGCAGCUGCCACGGGAGGGCCAGGAGGACCAGGGCCUGACGAAGGACUACGGCAGCUCCCCUCUGCACCGCUUCAAGAAGCCUGGCUCCAAGAACUUCCAGAACAUCUUCCCGCCCUCAGCUACCCUGCACCUCUCCAACAUUCCACCUUCUGUGUCUGAGGAUGAUCUGAAGAACCUCUUCUCCAGCAAUGGAGGUGUCGUCAAAGGUUUCAAGUUCUUCCAAAAAGACCGCAAGAUGGCACUGAUCCAGAUGGGCUCCGUGGAGGAGGCAGUGCAAGCACUGAUUGAGCUACACAACCACGACCUGGGCGAGAACCACCACCUGCGCGUGUCCUUCUCUAAGUCUACCAUCUAGACCGCACUCCAUGAUGCCACCAUAACCGCAGCUGAAGUGACCUUACGCACCAGAGAUUUUAUUUUUUUAAAGAGAGAUCGGUUUACCUGUUUUUAAAAAAAUUAAAUCUAGCCCACCUCGCCAUGGCGACAGCUUGGGCCAUCGUGGCCCAAUGGGCCGGUGCCGUGCCUUGAGGGGCCCAGGCGUGAGGCCGCGGCGCCCCAGAACGCCGCCUUCAGUGCCUUACCGACAGCCUGCUGCGGCCGCCCCACCCCAAAAUCAAGUGACGUGAUUCUCCUUCCGGCCGCGCUCAGCUGCAGCCUUCGUAUUAGACCUGUGCGGUCAGACGCCCGCCUAGAGGUUUCCAGUUGACCAAAUAUCCUAAUCUUUCCAUUUAUAUGCAAGAGAUAUAGUUUUAAGUAACUUUUUAUAGCUGAUGAUGGUCUGCGUGUACUUUAAGCUUCGUGUCCCCCACGCGUCCCUCCUUCCUUCACCUUGACCAGGCCACGGGGAUCCUGCCCCCACCUGGAGGCAGCUCUGAACCUUGAGGGGCUCCACCUCCAAAUUUUGGACCAAAGUUUUGUUUCUUCCACCUCUGACCUGGGUGCAGGUGGUGAGUUGACCCAUGGCUAAGGGCCCCCACCUCACUCAGCCUGUCCCAGCCACCAUGACUUGUGGCCAGAGUGUAAAUAUUUAUGAUUUUUUUUAUACCUGUGGGGUGGAGGAGGUGCAGCGCAGUUUUUUAUGGUGACAGAUGUAUAUUUUGGUAAUUACAGGCUCAGUAUUGUCCAGGGCCAUCCCUGGUCAGACAUUCCACCCCAUUCCCCAGGUGCCCCUCCGGGCGGGGCUCCACAAAGCUGUUUCUGCCCUGUGCUCCCCGCCCCCUCAGGUGUUGAGGCUCCGGCAGGGCUGGGCCUGGACUCAAUAAACGCCUGUGUCUUGUG